Molecule: messenger RNA, 2246 nt
Organism: Siniperca chuatsi (mandarin fish)
Lineage: Eukaryota; Metazoa; Chordata; Actinopteri; Centrarchiformes; Sinipercidae
Product: E3 ubiquitin-protein ligase TRIM39-like
Exons: 2
Coding region: 270-1907 (545 amino acids)
Molecular function (GO): zinc ion binding; protein binding
Source: RefSeq, a predicted model, not a curated record
AAGCUAAACCAGUCAGAUCCUGUCUGCUGCUGUUUAGCUUUGAGGUUUAAGGUGUGCCUGACCCUCCAAAGGAGGUGGGAUUAGUAUGAACCUGACAGGAAAGGUUAAACAAAAAUUCCUCAAAUGAAACUGAAAGUUUGUUAGAGCCACACUAGAGCUGACGUUGAGAUGAGUCUCUCUGUUCCUCUCUAAAAGAAAAUUCAAGACUACAUCACUUCGCUACUUUCUUCACAACAUAGCAGAGUCUCUGACAAACACUGUGUGUAGAUAUGGCUGCUGCGAACUAUCUGCGAUCUGAAGAUCAGUUUCUGUGCUCCAUCUGUCUGGAUGUGUUCACUGAUCCUGUCACCAUACCAUGUGGACACAACUUCUGCAAAAACUGCAUCAAUGAACACUGGAAUGUCAAUGUCCUGUGGCAGUGUCCCAUGUGUAAAAAUGUUUUUACCACAAAACCUGAACUGCACAUCAACACUUUCAUCUCUGAGAUGGUUGCUCAGUUCAGAGAGGAAGCUCAACAAAAAAUCAACAAAAGCAGCAGCUCAGAGCAAAAAGAUGCCAAACCUGGAGAAGUUCCCUGUGACGUCUGCACUGGAAACAAACAGAGGGCCCUGAAGUCCUGCCAGGUGUGUCUAACGUCCUAUUGUGAGACUCACCUGGAGCCUCAUCUGACAGUGUCAGGCCUGAAAAGACAUCAGCUGAUCGACCCUGUGGAGAACCUGGAAGACAGGAUGUGUAUGAAGCACGAUAAACCUCUGGAGCUGUUCUGUAAGACCGACCAGACAUGUGUCUGCAUGCUCUGCCCUGUUUUAGACCACAAGACACAUGACUUUGUUCCUCUGAAGGAAGAAUAUGAAGAGAAGAAGGCUCAGCUGGGGAAGACAGAGGGUGAACUUCAGCAGAUGAUCCAGAAGAGACAACUGAAGAUUCAGGAGAUCAAACGCUCGGUUAACCUUGGUAAGGAAAAUGCAGACAGAGAGAUCGCAGAAGGUGUUCAGGUCUUCACUUCUCUGAUGAGGUCUGUUGAGAGAUGCAUGAACGAGCUCAUUGAGAUGAUUGAAGAGAAGCAGAGAUUUACAGAGAAACAGGCCGAAGCUUUCAUCAAAGAGCUGGAACAGGAAAUCUCUGAGCUGAAGAAGAGACACACUGAGGUGGAGCAGCUCUCACGCUCUGAAGACCACCUCCACCUCCUCCAAAGCUUCCCAUCCCUGAAAGCUGCUCCAACAACCAAGGACUGGACAGAGGUCAGCAUCCAUCCACCAUCACACGAGGGGACUGUAAGGAGAGCUGUGGCUCAGCUGGAGGAGACGAUCAGUAAACAGAUGAAGAAACUGAUUGAGGCUGAACUGAAGAGAUUCCAACGCUAUGGCAAAAAUGUGACUCUUGAUCCUGAUACAGCACAUCCCAAUCUCAUCCUGUCUGCAGAUGGGAAACAAGUGAAUCACAGUGAUGUAAAGAAGAAUCUCCCAAACAACCCAGAGAGAUUUUCUCACUGUAUCUGUGUUUUAGGAAAGCAGAGUUUCUCUUCAGGCAGAUUUUAUUUUGAGGUUCAGGUUAAAGGGAAGACUAAAUGGACUUUAGGAGUGUGCAGAGAGUCGAUCAACAGAAAAGAGAACAUCCCACUGAGCCCUGAGGAUGGUUACUGGACUGUAUAUUUAAGAAAUGGAAAUGAGUACAAAGCAUUUGGUGGUCCUGAUGUCUGUCUCUCUCUGAAGUCUAAGCCUCAGAAGGUGGGGGUGUUUGUGGAUUAUGAGGAGGGUCUGGUCUCCUUUUAUGACGUAGAUGCUGCAGCUCUUAUCUACUCCUUUACUGGCUGCUCCUUCACUGAGAAACUCUACCUGUACUUUGGUCCUUGUCCUAAUGAUGGUGGUAAAAACUCCACCCCUCUGAUUCUCACACCUAUCAAAUGAACUAAAUAGAUCAGUUAUUUAAUUUUGCAUGAAAGUGAUCAGAGUUAAGAGAACAAAUUCAUUGUUAAUGAUCAGGAAAUAUUGCUAAUAUUGUGUUUUGUUAUGUAAAGUGAACACUCUGUCUCUGUCUGAUAAAGCCACUCAGCAGGAAACAGCAGACAGACACAGUCAUAAACUGAAUAAAGUGGAACAUUUAGCAGCUAAAGAGCCAGAUAUUUUUCUCAGGAGUUGGUGGAGACUUAGAUUCAUCAGGUGGACAGAAACACGACUCUUAUGGGAUGAUUAUGUUGCUCUGCUUCUGCUGGAUGUGUAAAUAGGAAACUGUUUGUUAAUACAUCA